Messenger RNA from Paramecium sonneborni, 499 nucleotides. The record is from the annotation of a GenBank genome assembly. Lineage: Eukaryota; Ciliophora; Oligohymenophorea; Peniculida; Parameciidae.
AUAUAAACUAUGCAAAGACUUUCAUCUUUAUUUUUUGGAUUUGGAUUAGGAAUAAUAGGAAUGAGUUUACUCUUAGAUCCUUGGAGCCAAGUAUUUAAAUUUAUAAUUUGAAGGAAAGAUUUGAAAGAAUGGUAAGAGAAACAGCAAGAUUAGAAAAUCAAUUAUUGAAUAAUGUUGAUGAGUAUCUCUAAAUUCAGAAUGUCCUUGGAUAUGUUUUUAUAGCUAGUUCAUUUAUAACAAUAAAUAGGUAUUUUUCUUUAAAAUUUAGAAUUGCAAUUCUUUAUUUUCUAUAAAUUCCUGCUUUAUUUUUCUACGCUGCAAUUAAUUAUAACCAUAUUCUUUAUAAUUCAGAAAGAUUUGGAGGUGACUAAAUAAUUUUAGGGGCUCUUUUAUUAAUUGCUAUAACUGGGGCAAUAUGUGAUGGUUUGAUUAAACCUAAAAUUUUACCAUAAAAUUUUGUGAGUUAGAACACUUAAGAAAAAUCGAAAAAAGAUUGAUA